This is a messenger RNA of Colletotrichum fioriniae, 939 nucleotides long. RefSeq lists its product as uncharacterized. The record is from RefSeq and is a predicted model, not a curated record. NCBI's taxonomy places the organism in Eukaryota, Fungi, Ascomycota, Sordariomycetes, Glomerellales, Glomerellaceae.
AUGCCUCUAUUCCAGCCUCCAGUCACACCCCUCCCCGAUGACAUCAAUCUGCACGGCCAGACAGCGAUAGUAACAGGCGCAACAUCAGGCAUCGGCCUCGCACUUGCUCGCCAACUGCUUUCCCUCGGCGCGUCCCCCGUCAUCCUCGCCGUCCGCGACGUGCCCAAGGGCGAAGCAGUACGACAAACACUCCUCUCCGACCCAACCGUUCUCUCUCUCCAUCAAACCCCCGCCGUGGAGGUGAUGAAGCUGGACGCAGAAGACUACGCCGGCGUCAAGGCCUUUACAGAGGCAUUCAAGGCAAAACAUCGUCGUCUUCACAUCGCGAUGCUCAAUGCCGGCGUGCCGGGCUUACAACGCCGCGUGGCGCCUACGGGCCGCGAGGCGACCGUGCAGGUGAAUUAUCUCUCGAACGUGCUGCUUACGCUGGAGCUACUCCCCGUGUUGGAGGCCACGGCGCGCGAAACGGGGAGGCCCGGGAGGCUUGCGUGGACGGGGAGCCGGAUGAUUGGGAAGACGGGCCUGGCGGGGAAGGCGACGGUUCGAAAGGGGGAGUCUGUUCUCGGGCACCUUGACGAUGAGGCGAAUUUCGUUGGUAUGGCGCGGUAUGCGGAUAGCAAGCUGCUCGGGUUCCUGUUUCUGCGGGAGCUGGCGAGGCAUUAUGGUGCUGGUGCUGGUGCUGGUGCUGUGACCGGUACUGAAGAAGGGGAACAGCAACAGCAGCAGCAGCGGGUCAUUGUUAACGCCUUUUGCCCCGGGAUGGUGGACACGAAUAUGAGCAAUGUCCUCCCGCAGCCUUUCCGCCUUAUUGCUGACGCCGUGAAGGCUGUGAGGGCGAGGAGGCCGGAGGUGGCUGGGUGGAUUGGGCUUCAUGCUGUUGCUGUCGCGGGCGGGGAGACGCAUGGGAAGACGUUGGGGGAUAAGGAGAUUUGGGAGUAA